This is a messenger RNA of Paramecium pentaurelia, 2218 nucleotides long. NCBI's taxonomy places the organism in Eukaryota, Ciliophora, Oligohymenophorea, Peniculida, Parameciidae. The record is from the annotation of a GenBank genome assembly.
AAUGCAGAAUUUAAUCAAUAUGUAUUCGUAAUUUAUUUUAAGUGUGAUAGGAUGCUUCUUAAUUAUCUACUCUACUUUUUGGUUCAGGACUCCAAUAAAAGAUAUAAAUGAUAUUGUUGCAUUCAGAAAACCAAUGUAUGAUUAAAUUGUUUUAUUUUUUUUGGAUGCUACAGGAUAUCGAUACAUAAUUAAUGAAAAUACAGAUCAUCAAAUAUUCCAAACAAUUACUAUAUUGAAUGAUUUAAAUCAUAAUUAUCCACUCCAUACAUUCCUUUAAAAAACUAAAGCUGUUCCACCUUCAACUGAUUUUACUAUUUUAAGUAUAAUUAAUGGAAUCAAAUAAAUGCAAAAUAAUAUAGAUGUGAUAUUUAAAUCUAAUCCAGCACCAUAUGAAGAUUCUAUAUUAAGAAAACAAUUCAAAUCAGCACUCUAUUCAAGUAAAAAACAUGAUUGGUUAAGAAUGACUUCAGGAGAAUUUACUUAUGUUGAAAAUCCAUAAUUUUUUAGUCUAGAAAAUAUUCAAAUUGCAGAUCUUUCAUCAUACUAAUUCUUUAAAUAAUCUUUUUAAUAAGAUUAACCAGAUUAUUAAUUAUAUGUUGUUCAUAUGAUGGGUUUUGAUGCAUUAGGACAUGCCUUAUAACAUUAAGAUUAUGAUUAAGCAACAUAAUUGUUUUCAAUGUUUAAUUCUAUCUUAGAAGGAGUAGUUAAUAAUCUAAAAGAAAAUUAACUUUUGAUAGUUAUUGGUGAUCAUGAUUAAAGUAAAAGAGGAAAACAUUAUCAAUGUUCAUAAGAAUCAUCUGAAUGUUAAGGCUUUAUUUUUGCAUUCUCAAUAGAUGGACUCUUUUAAGAAAAUCAAAUCUAUGAUUUUUAUGAACCUACUGAUAUAUCAGCAACUAUUACAUCUCUUUUAGGAUAUAAAUCAACAAGUCAAAAUCUUGGUAAAAUUAUACCCUAAUUUUAUCCAAGAAAAACUAAUAUAUCAGAAAUCUAAGAUGAUUAAGAAAGAAUUAAAAAAUAAGUUAUUAAAUAUCUUUAAACUUAAGGAUACAAAAUAUCAUCUACUUUUAUUGAAGAAUUAAAAUAAUUAUCAGCUGAUCAAGUUGUAUUUUAAUGUUAAAGAAAUCUAUAAUUAGGAUUACCAAGAAAAGAAUCCUAUUUUAUUGGAAUAAUAUUAUUAUUACUUUGUAUCUACAAAAUGUAAGAUCAUUUAGGAUUAAAAGAGACUAUAAUUAUAGUAUCAACUGGUUUCUUUAAUGCCUAAAUUAUGAUUAUUGGAUUAUUAGUAUUAGUGUUUCUUAGAAGAGAAUAUAAAUUUAAAUUAAUUCUAAAGAUACUAGUUUUAUUCAUAUUUAUUUAACUAUAUGAAAUGGGAUAUAUUCCAGAUAUAUUAUUAUCUAUUGAGAUUUAAUUUUUACUCAUUUUAGCUAUUAAAUAUUAAAAUUUCAUUCUUUCAAGAUUGAAAUUUACUAAAUGGAAGAUAUCUUUAUUAUUUUCAUUGGUGUUUAUUUCAUAGAGUGUUGUUUGUGUAUUUUUCUUUUUAGAUUAAAAUGAAUUUGAAUUAAGGAAGUCUCUAUUAUAGAGUUUGAUUAGUGUGAUUAUAUUAUUUUUUGUAAUAGAUCCAAGAUAUUUUAAUAAAGGAAGAGUAAAGGCAUUAUAUCUAACAAUACUUUUUAUAUUAUCAGAUGUAAGUGUUAUAUUCUAAUUAAAUUAUUCUAUGAAUUUCAUAUAAUUUCUAUUAUAAUUUAUGCUCUUGUAAUUUAAAGAUGUUGGAUAGAAUGUACUCAUUUCUAAAAUCCUAUAUAAUGCAAUUAAUCCUAUAAAAAUUAAUCAUUAAGUAUUUAAAGGUUAUUAAUAAAUAAAUAUGAAUUCAAUGAUCUUACUCACUAAAGAAUUUGAUAUUGGACCCUCAUUAUUUUCAGUUUUUAUUGGUAGUUUUGGAUGUUAAAUAAUAGGAAUUGCAUCUUUAUUUUUUAAUUAACUUAAUUAAGAUAGACAUAAGAUUGUUGGUGCUUUGAUUAUAUCAUCCAUUUCUAAUUUAAUGCUAAAUUCAUGGUAGAUUUUGAAUUACAAUUAAUCUAUUCAUAAUACAAAUUAAAUGAUUGAAGAAUAGAUAACAUUGAUAAAUAAUUUACCAUUGAAAUUAUUGGAAUUGAUUCUAUAUAGUUUUGCUUUUAGUAUAUUGGUUAGAUAAAUAAAGAAAUAAAGGGAGAUAUAAUGA